Messenger RNA from Carcharodon carcharias (great white shark), 1050 nucleotides. RefSeq names its product prolactin-releasing peptide receptor-like. Lineage: Eukaryota; Metazoa; Chordata; Chondrichthyes; Lamniformes; Lamnidae. Gene Ontology annotation, biological process: G protein-coupled receptor signaling pathway. The record is from RefSeq and is a predicted model, not a curated record. Gene Ontology annotation, molecular function: neuropeptide Y receptor activity; neuropeptide binding. Gene Ontology annotation, cellular component: neuron projection; plasma membrane. The transcript has a single exon. Bases 1 to 1050 code for a protein of 349 amino acids.
AUGGAAACCAAGACUCUGGACAAUAGUAGCUCUUUCAAUGCCAGCUCCCCGGUGAACUUUCCCGACACUGAUCUACUCCAACAGUACAAAUCCUUCUUCAUCCUGCUAUACUGCGCCCUGGUGGCUGUGGCCUGCAUUGGCAACGUCUUCCUGAUUGUCUGCAUCGCGAUGGACAAGAAGCUUCACAACACCACUAACUUCUUCAUUGGCAACCUCUCGGUCGCCGACCUCCUCAUGUGCCUGACCUGCGUCCCCCUGACUGUGUCCUCCACCCUGGAGUUGCGCGGCUGGCUCUUCGGGAGGUUCAUGUGCCAUUUUGUCUCGCUCAUGCAGUCCACCACGGUCUACGUCUCCGUCCUCUCACUGACGGCCAUCGCGGUGGACCGCUACAUCGUGGUGGCCUACCCCAUCCGCCGAAGAAUAACCUUCCACUGGUUUGGUCUCAUCAUAGCCACCAUAUGGGUAAUAUCUCUUGCCCUGGCUUGUCCAGCCACCAUUCACACCAGGUACCAGGAGCUCAACGUGGUCGACUUUAAUGCUUGCGGAGAGGCUUGGCCGAGCUUAGAGGCACAGAGGCUGGCAUAUUCCUGCAUCAUCCUUCUGUUGUCCUACAUGGUCCCAUUAUCUGCUGUGACCAUCUCCUACUGCGCUAUCACCACCCAUCUCAAGAAGAGAAGCAAGGUCGGGAGAAAUCAUGGCAAGUGGAGCAAAGAUAAAAGAAAGACCUUCAUCCUCCUAAUCAUCUCUGUGCUGGCCUUUGCCACCUGCUGGCUACCCCUGCAGAUCCUGAACCUGAUCAUCGACCUGGACAUCGACCUGACCAUCCUCAACUACAAAUACAUCAAGGUCCUCCAUCUGUCCUGCCACUGGGUGGCGAUGAGCUCCUCAUGUUAUAACCCCUUCAUCUAUGCCUCGCUGCACCAGAAGUUCCGGCUCCAUCUCCAAGGGUACAUCCGCCAUCGGAAGAGGAAUAGCAGCUUCCUGUCCAGCAUUUCAUCCCCGUUACACACUACAUCAGCUGAGAUGGGUAAUCAGCCUUGCAGCCAAUGA